Messenger RNA from Telopea speciosissima, 1142 nucleotides. Its product is annotated as protein sym-1. Gene Ontology annotation, cellular component: membrane; cytoplasm. Lineage: Eukaryota; Viridiplantae; Streptophyta; Magnoliopsida; Proteales; Proteaceae. The transcript has 5 exons. The record is from RefSeq and is a predicted model, not a curated record. Bases 121 to 792 code for a protein of 223 amino acids.
AUAUACAUUUUUUCCCCCAAUUGAUCUGAACUGCAAGCACUCCACAAAUAAAAGACGAAGGAGAAUAAGAAGCAUUAUAUUCUCAGGACUUGAGCAUUAGAAAACUCAGUACAAAAUCAAAUGAAAGCUUUGGGUGGCAAUGGGGGGUUCUUGUGGUGGAACGGCCUUCUCAAGAGACGUGGACUUCAUUCCCAGAGAAGAGAGUUCUCAAAAUCCUCUAAUUCGGAUGUGGGUGGAAGAGCAGGUGGGGGAAGAGGUUUUAAUUUCCCACUCAAGCAGGCAGCAACGGCAGCUUCUCUUGCUCUCACUGGUGACGCCAUCGCCCAGGUCAGUGCCCGGCGGAAGGCUCUCCAACGAUUGGAUUCCAACAACCAGGAAAGCAUGUCAACCAUUCUUGCAAAUCAUGAUUGGGUCCGAGGACUAAGGAUGGCUUCCUAUGGGUUUCUCUUAUAUGGUCCAGGCUCCUAUGCAUGGUACCAGUUUCUUGAGCGUCGCUUGCCUAAGCAAUCAAUACAGAAUAUGUUUUUUAAGGUUUUUUUGAAUCAAAUUGUACUUGGUCCAAGUGUGAUCGCUGUAGUCUUUGCAUGGAAUAAUAUAUGGCAAAAGAAGCUCUCAGAGCUUCCAGCCAAGUACCAGAAGGAUGCCCUUCCUACUCUAUUUUAUGGAUUUAGGUUUUGGAUUCCUGUCAGCAUACUGAAUUUCUGGUUGAUUCCUCUUCAAACGCGUGUAGCUUUCAUGUCUACCUGCUCCAUAUUUUGGAACUUCUACUUAUCUUCAACCAUGAGCAAGUGACCUCUUCAGUUCUUUCUCCAGUAAUUCCAAUGCUUCAAAGAUACAAAUGUGGUAGUCUAAACUUUCUUCUGCUGCUGACUCCUUAAUACCAGCAUAUCAGUUGCCGCCCAAUAUCAAGAGAAGAUGGAAGAAUCGGAGGGAUUAUUUUUUCAUCAUGUUACCAAUUGGCUAUUUUAUGUUUAAGAAAAAAAAAACACUGAAAAUUAGUGCUUGCAUGAGUUUUCUUCUGAACUUUAUUUUUUUUAAUGUACUACUAUUUUUAUGCAAGUCAUGAUUGCUGACUGCUACUGUCCAUGAGGAUUUCAUGCACUUGAUCUUAAGAUUGGGGUUUUGCUUCUAAUUAUGAAUCA